This is a messenger RNA of Dipodomys ordii (Ord's kangaroo rat), 2841 nucleotides long. RefSeq names its product Rho GTPase activating protein 28 (gene Arhgap28). The transcript has 18 exons. Gene Ontology annotation, biological process: signal transduction; regulation of actin filament polymerization; regulation of small GTPase mediated signal transduction. Lineage: Eukaryota; Metazoa; Chordata; Mammalia; Rodentia; Heteromyidae. Gene Ontology annotation, molecular function: GTPase activator activity. Gene Ontology annotation, cellular component: cytoplasm. The record is from RefSeq and is a predicted model, not a curated record. Bases 9 to 2261 code for a protein of 750 amino acids.
GCCGGUCCAUGCUGGUCCCCGUCUUUGUUCUGGGGCCAGCGCGGAGACAUGCGCGGCUGAGGAUGGAGGUGGAGGACUCCGGCGGGGUGGUGCUGACCGCCUACCACUCGUACGCGCGCUCCCAGCCGCCCAGCACCGAGCCGCGCUGCGUGCCCCGGGCCGCCGCCAGCCACCCGCUCAGCAGAAAAUCCAUUCCUCGUUGCCGAAGAAUUAACAGGAUGCUCUCCAAUGAGUCCCUACAUUCCCCUGCAUUUAGCCGCUCCAACUCUCAAGCUUCAGUAGACAGUGCAUCUAUGGAGGACUUCUGGCGGGAAAUAGAGAACCUUAAAGAGCACAGCAUCCUGGAAGGACAGGAGGAACAGCCGUCCACUCCCACUGAGGUCAAGCCUCUGGAUGAAGGAGAACUUGAAGCAGAGUGGCUACAAGAUGUGGGUCUGUCUACUCUGAUCUCUGGUGAUGAAGAGGAAGAUGGCAAAGCCCUGCUUUCAACCUUGACUCGAACGCAAGCAGCUGCAGUAAAGAAGAGAUACAACACCUACACCCAAACCAUGAGGAAAAAGAACAAGCAGUCUGUGCGGGAUGUCAGAGAUAUCUUUGGAGUCAGUGAAUCUCCUCCAGAUGACUCUUGUGACAACCAUGCCACUCCGUUGGAAGGCACUGAGGAAGAAAAAGAACUACCAGAAGUUCCCAAAACAAGAGGUUCUUCGCCAGAUGGUGCUUCUCUCAACAGUACUGCCCUGUCCGACGGGUCCCAGGAUGAAGAUGGGAGUCUUGUAGAUCCCAGCAGUGACUCCAGGUCUAGACUUGAGGCUCUUCCUGAUAUUCCAGCUCAUUCCAAUGGAUCUGCAGACUCUGGGCAGUCAGUUUCGAAUGAACUGCACAAUGGUGGUUAUCUAGAAAAGAACAUUCCAGCAGAGGCGGAAGAGCUGUCCUUUGAAAUAUCGUAUUCAGAAAUGAUUGCAGAUGCUCCAAAAAGAAAUAAGUGUAAGAAGUCUGAGAUUAAGAAAGAAGAGUGUGCUUUAACUAAAUUUUUUAUACAGAAAACCAGAUUUGGGUUAACUGAAGCAGGAGAUUUGUCUGCAGAAGACAUGAAGAAAAUCCGCCAUCUGUCUCUGAUUGAAUUGACUGCCUUUUUUGACGCCUUCAGAAUUCAGCUAAAAAGAAGCAAAACAGAAAAAGUGAAAGGGCGAGACAAUGGGAUUUUUGGAGUGCCACUUACAGUUCUCCUGGAAAAUGAUCGAAAGAAAGAUCCUGGAGUGAAAGUCCCGUUUGUAUUACAAAAAUUUUUUGAGAAAGUUGAAGAAUCAGGUCUGGAGUCUGAAGGAAUUUUUCGGCUUUCAGGAUGUACUGCCAAGGUCAAGCAAUACCGUGAAGAACUGGAUGCCAAAUUUAAUGCCGAUAAAUUUAAAUGGGACAAAAUGUGCCAUAGAGAAGCUGCUGUCAUGCUGAAAGCAUUUUUCCGAGAACUACCCACCUCUCUCUUCCCCGUGGAAUACAUCCCUGCCUUCAUCACUCUAUUGGAAAGAGGGCCUCACAUAAGAGUGCAGUUUCAAGCCUUACACCUCAUGGUCAUGGCCCUGCCUGAUGCCAACCGAGACACAGCCCAGGCCUUGAUGAAAUUCUUCAGUAAAGUGAUUGCCAACGAAUCAAAAAACCGAAUGAGUGUGUGGAACAUUUCCACUGUGAUGGCGCCAAACCUCUUCUUCAGCAGAAGCAAACACUCCGACUGUGAAGAGCUACAGUUAGCAAACACCGCAGCGCACAUCAUCCGGCUCAUGCUCAAGUAUCAGAACAUUCUGUGGAAGGUUCCAUCUUUCUUGAUCACCCAAGUCAGAAGGAUGAAUGAAGCCACCAUGUUGUUAAAGAAACAGCUCCCAAGUAUGAAAAAGCUACUCAGGAGGAAGACCAUAGAACGGGAGGUUACAAGCCCCAAGACCUCAAAGGUACUGCAGAAAUCACCCUCUUCACGAAGAAUGUCGGACGUACCAGAAGGGGUCAUACGAGUCCACGCUCCACUUCUGUCCAAGGUUUCCAUGGCCAUUCAACUCAACAGUCAAACCAAAGCCAAAGAUAUACUGGCGAAAUUUCAGUAUGAGAACAGUCAUAGUUCAUCUGAAUGUAUUAAAAUGCAGAACCAAAGGUUAUAUGAAGUUGGAGGAAAUAUAGGACAGCAUUGUUUGGAUCCUGAUGCAUACAUAUUGGACGUGUAUCAUGUAAAUCCUCAUGCAGAAUGGGUGAUUAAACCCCAACCAAGACUUUGAAAAAAAAAAAGCCCAGAAUGGCUAUUGUCAUGUAUUAUAUGACAAAAAAAAAAAUCCUGGCUUGGUUGGUGGGGGAAAACAACACUGCCUUGACCGGUUUGUUCCUGUAGACCUCUCUGUGAUUUGCCUUCCUGAAGGAUGGUGUCUCCACCUCUGUUGACAAGAACUAUGGAAGGUAGCUGGCCCACACUAGGAGCCAGAUGUUCUCAUCGGUUUUCCUUGAGAAGAGGAAAGGAGGCGUGGUCCAUCCAGAAGAAAGGCCCAUAUGGAAUACAGAACCACCACUUGCCUUCCCUUGACUUUGCAGCAGAUAUUAACUUGGACCUACUACAGCUGGGGAUCAGCAGCACUUCCUGCUGUAGCCUGUGCCACUACACACAAGACGUGAAGAGACCUUCUUUUUUAUACUUUGUUCUAUACCCAUUUCACCUUAUUUGAGCAAGAAUGCCAGAAAUAGCCUUAAUUUCUGUCCUACAAAGAAUCCAGAUCUACUCUCCAAAGGGAAUCAGUUUCUAACACGACACACACAAUAUUGCUUGUGUUGGAGGAGGAACUUCAGUCUGAUGAAAAGUGUUAUUAU